This is a messenger RNA of Rhipicephalus microplus (southern cattle tick), 634 nucleotides long. RefSeq lists its product as uncharacterized. NCBI's taxonomy places the organism in Eukaryota, Metazoa, Arthropoda, Arachnida, Ixodida, Ixodidae. The record is from RefSeq and is a predicted model, not a curated record.
AUGUGUCACUCCCAGUGCGCUGCCGAAGGGAUCUUCAAACACAUUCCUCAUGAUGUCAUCAUCAACGUUCUGCCGCUGUUGACCACGCUGUUGCCAGCCGGGGGCCUCCAUGGCGGCUUCAAUUUCACCGUACUUCUUCCCCUGCUGGCAGACCUGGGCAACAUGAACCUUUGCGGUGCAAACGGCUGUGGAUUCGGUUCCACAGAGAGUGAUCGCUGUGCUGGCUCUGUCACUGUAACUCUGCCUUCCCUGGAUAAUCUCGACAAGUGUUUUGACAAUGUGACACUCGGGUGCGUGCAAGGAUCAACGAACAAGAUAGAUGGUUUUCAAUCUGUGAUGCAAGCAAUGAUAUGCACAAUCUACGAGUUGCCGGGAAGCCCCUUGGCGCACUUACACAGAUCGAUUGGCUGCGCUCUGGUCAACGCUUUGAGGGCAGCCGAGAAGAAGAACCCUGAUGUCCAAAUGGUCCUAUUUGCAUUUGAAUCGGCUGUCAGGAACACGCUAGACAUUUAUGACUGCUAUAAUCUUCACUGAAGAUAGCAAAAGAGAAACUAAUAGCGGACCUGGAAGGCUUUGCUACACUUUCGGCAGUGGCAGCAAUAUUCUGACAAAUAAAAAGAAACAACUGUUUUGU